CUUUGUGCUUGGUCAAAACAAAAACUGUGGUGCUUCUCGACCACAUGUUGACACAAGCUCAAAGUGUGUGACAGUUCUUACUUUGUGUAGAGUCUAAGCAAACACAUUGCUUAACCUUCGCGUCAUACAUUCGUGUGUCAUCACUGCGUUCUCCUUAUCAUCAGGUGAGGGAGUCAAUGUGUGUCCAAAGACUGCCCAUAAGGAACUGGUUGCCAAGGAGACAGCAGCAAGAAAAAUGAUGGUCCUUGCAAAGCAAACCAAUUUACCUCAGUGACGUAGAAGAAGAGCAACCAGCAUCAGUGGUGUAUGUGCGUAUGUGUCGAGGUUCACAAGAUAAUUUAAUUUACACCAUUCAUGUAGCCCUCUAAAUACAGAUGUGUGCACCUCAUGCAAGCUUUAUCAGAAAUCUGACAGGCAGGGAAAAAUGCAGUUCACUUUACAUAAUGUUAUCAAAAUUGCCAUCCUUGGCACCACACUCCCCUAGUGACAAUGAAAGAGGGCAACCAUAUCUAUGUAGCCAUUGGCCAAUGAGCACUCUUGUUCUAACUCCUUAUUGGCUAGCUCCUUCAAUCACAUUACACCAAUGAGGCUUCUUGUAUCCAUGAGAAUGAAGCUUGUAGAGUUAUUUAAAUCUAACCAGAGCCAAAAGAUGGCUCAUAUGUGCAUUUUACUUCAUGAGGAGCUGAGAAACAUAGGACGUUUUAUAGUGUGUUAGACAAACCAUAUCAGUCUUUCUUGCAGAGUAGUUUUAAAAUAACCAGCUAAACAACGUGAGAGGAUAAUUUCAACAAUGCAUUUCCUUAUUCCGUCAUAAAUGUGGAUUUGCUUAUGAAAAUUAGACAGUCUGCAGAAACAUGUCAGAUCAUGUCAUGAUCUAGGAUGUUUGAAGUCUCAGAUAUACAAUUUAACGAAUGAGUAGACAGAUUCUCAGAAGACUUAAAUGGGAGGACAAGCUCUGUGGGAAAUGACUAUGGUAAAACCACAACAGACAAAAUAGAUGUCUCAGUUACAAAAGACAAGCACGUUAUCCAUUUGCAUAAUGCCCUCUGUUAAAGUUACAUCAAGGAAUUUGAGAUAUUUCUGAUGAUACAGUCUCAUUUGAACAAGCUACAAAUUUGUAGCUUUAAAUUCCUCUUUUAUUUGUCAUUCUGGGUAGGUAAGUAUCAGCUCGUCUGUUACCUCUCGUGGGUGAUUACGUGUCGCCUCACAAUUGCACCUCGCGUCUCUGUGGGCCUGAAUUUUAGGAUUUUGCACUGAACACCAGGCAUAUGAGUUUUGGAGGGGAAUAUAAAUUAAGCCUUAGUUUAGUUUCACGCUUAAUAAAAAUGAAUAUAUUUUCUUUUCGUUACAAUAGGUCAAAGUUUUAAUGGUCUCAUCUGUUUUUCCGUUGUAAAUAUGUUAUGGCUGAGGCUCACAAGAUUCAAAACACACCUACAUGAUAAGGUAAUCCGUAUGUAAUUACGGGUUAUGGCUCCUAAUUACUUUGUUCUGAAUCUAAAAAAAAAAAAAAAAAAGAUGACAAAGAAAUAAAGUAAAAAGGCAGUAGGUUUCACACAACAAAAGCCUCCGUGUGUCACAUGACCAUGCGCGUGGCCGUGAUUAACUCUGGUGUGCGUCUCUCUUUCUGUGGUCACACACGCUCAUCUUUCUGGAUUAAAGAUGAUCUUUUUAAAACAGUGAAACAAAGACUCGUUUGGAAAUCAAGGUAAAUGGUAAUAUUGUUUUUAUGUGCUGUUUACAUCACGCACUGCAUAAAAGAACAAGUUUUCUGAUUAAGUAGGCUGUAAGCAACACUUGAAUAAUAGUGUCGUAGUUUAAUGUUGUUUUGUUGGUUACCUGAAUUUAAAAUCGCUAAGCGAGUUUUUAUUAUUAUUAUUAUUUAGUUUCAUUUUACGUUAUAUGUUUUAAAUGUUUUGUUUUGCUACACCCAAGCUACUGUAACAGCGUUGUGUGUUUCCAUGGUGACUGUGCGUGGACGCGCAUGCUUGUCUUGCUCUGGAUUAUAUGACCCGGUUUAUAAACAUUUGAACUCUUGUGUGUGUGCGGUGCAUUUGAAAUUAAUUUUAAAAAGUAAUAAAUGUAAAAUAUUGAAAAUAAGUCUUACAGGACAGCAAACCCAUGUGAAUAGAUAGACUGAGGUAAUAAAGAUAAGAAUAUCAGAAAAAUACGCAGUAAAGUCUGCUAUAGAUUUCUGGGACAGUUACAUUUUUAUAUUUCCGAGAGGCAGUUAAUUUUGUUUAAAAGAUAAAUGCUCCUCUUCCUUUUAUCAUAGUUAUGCAUCUUUCCAACCAGUUUUUGUUAUAGAAUAAUGGUCAAGGUCUCAGGCUUUUGAUACUGGUGCACUUCCCUAUGGAUCAAUGUCUGGAAUGGAGCUCCAGCAGGACAAAAGUGAGCAUGUCCACAUGAGCAGUAGCUUCAGGAGACGGACAAGUGCUGAGAUAGUGUCAGAGGCUCGUCGCUCUCUCAGAACUCUUGCCACACAGAGACCUUUCACACCUCAGGAGAAGCAUAGGCAGCUCUUUGGAGAAUCAUCUUCUCGUGCACAUGAUGGACGACCACCAUCUGCAUUCAGCCUUCAUGGCCAACAUUUUGAAGUUCCUGACUCCAGGCCCGGCUCUGGAACUCGUCUCAGCCCACUGGAACAUAAACCCAGGCUGUCUGUGUCCCUGGAUAAGGAUGGCUGUGACGAUGAAGCAACUCUCCCAAAACCCCCAGCUGAACGAGGGAAUACCAGGAUAGGAUCAGGAGGCUCUCGUGCCAGACUGCUUCGAGCAGCAUCCAUCAACAGACUUCCACCCAUGACGCCACACAUAAAGAAUAUGUCUCUAGAGGCAAGAAUCGGAGUAGACCAACCAGAUGACAGAGAAAAGCUACAUUGUGCUGAAGUUACAGAGCAUAAAACAAAAUCAUCCUCAGAAACUGACCUGCACACACUUAUCAAACACAGCAGGAUACCGCAAACUGAUGUAUCCAGUGAAAAAGAGUUGAAACCAGAAAUCAGGCUUGGGUAUGGAGACACCAGUGAUGACAACAUGGAUGAAUCUGUGUUCUGGAACACUAAGGUCCUUCCUGUCCUUCAAGAAUUUGAAUCCUUUGCACCAGGUGAUGGCGUGUCAGAUGAGAUUGUGGGACAGCUGUGUAACUCAUGCAAUGGUCUCCAUGACGCCCUAGCUGAGAGAGGCAUGCUGGGGAGGCAGUGUAAAAAGAGGUCCGCCAUCCUUAGAACACUCUUCAGACUUAUAGAUGUGGGAUCCGACCGACUUAAUCUAACAUUAUCCAAAUUUAUUCUGGCACUCAAUGUAAGUGGAAACAACUUGCUGAACAUCUGCAAACUUGUCUUCAAAAUCAGCCGGAACGCUAGUAAUGACGCCCUGUUCCACACCGACUCCAUCCUAGACUCCCUUCUGUCUCUGCUACAGUGUGAGGAUGUGUGGAGUAAAGGUGAGGCCGUGCUGUACUGUGUCGGCUCACUGAAGCUCCUCUCAGGAAACAGUGCCAUCUCCAGGCUGCUGCUGGCUAAAGGCUUCAUCGGCAUACUGCUGCAGCUGUCAAAGAGACUGAUGCAUGAUCCAUCUACAACUUCAGCUAAUGCAACUGCUCAGAGGUCGGAGGGAGAAGGCCAGCGCAUCAUCGCAGGACACAUACUGGUACAGGUCACAGCAGCUUUGAGAAAUAUAGCUGACCAGUCUGAGUCUCGGCCUUCCUUCCUGUCCAACAAGGCAUUCUUUACUCUUUGCUUGAUUCUGGAGAACCAUCGUAAUGACCUCGACAUCUGCAUUAAUGUGGCCCGAAUAUUCAGCAAGCUGUCCACCUACACUGAAUGCUGUCAUGCACUAGCUGAGACGCCACGCUGCUGCAGCCUAUUUUUGGACCUUCUAGGCAAACACAGCAGGAAACAGGAUCUUGUAGUGCGUCUCUUGUUCACACUAGGAAAUCUGACAGCCAAGAGCACUGAAGCCAGAGAGAGUAUUUAUGAAGAGGAAGGAGGGAUAGAUGUCCUCUUAGAUCUUUUCCAGGCCUACCAGGAAACGCUGUCGCCACCUGAGCAAUGUCAUGCCCCUGAGAGAGAGGACGUCCUGGUCAAACUGAUCAGACUGCUGGCCAACCUGGCCAUCCAUCCCACCGUGGGCACGGCAUUAGCUGCCAACACAUUGUGUGUGCAGCUGCUACUGGAACUACUGGAGUGUAGGUGUGUGAAGAAGAGUGAAGAGUUAGUGAUUAAUGCUGUGGCCACCAUCAACAACCUGUCUUUCUACCAGGGUGAAAGCUCAGUGGUCCGUUCCCAGCACACACACAUCUCACAGUUGCUACUAAAGCUCUUGCUGGGCUCCAAUAUGGAUGCUGUUUUGGAGGCCAUACGUGUUUUUGGAAAUCUGUCACAGAUCAAAGACGUGAGACACUUCAUCAUGCAGCACAAAGUGGAGCAGUUUGUGGUAACCCUUCUGGACUCCAAGACCCCUGAUGUGUGUUUCUCUGCAUGUGGAGUUCUCAUCAACUUAUCUGCAGACCCAGACAACAGGGCCGUACUGAGGGUCGAGGGAACCGUUCAGAAGCUUAUUGACUGUCUGCGUGAUUUCGGGCCUCAGGACUGGCAUCUGGCCGCUGUGGUGUGUCAGACUCUGUGGAACUGUUCUUUAGAUGGAGAGCUGCAACACUCUCAAAAGCUUCUGGAUAUCUUAUGGCUGUACACAGAUAGAGGAGCUUUGCAAUGGCCUUCUGAUGAUGGAGUCAGACAGGUUCAGGAAGCAUGCUGGGAGCUGCUCUUUUUGCCUGUUGCUGAGAGGCUAAGACAACGUUUUCAUAUUGAAGGCACUACUGGGAUCAUUCAGUAAACUCCACUGAUACACACCUUCUCUCCAGCCUUCACACGCUUGUGUCUGUAUAUGUACACAUACAGAGGAGUGAGCCAGUGUGUAUAUUGCACUUUCAAACAAUAUCCUAUUUAAAGUUGUGAACAUACUUGUUGUGAAUGGUAAUAAGGAAUUUGUCAAUUACGACCAACAAAUUUUUUUUAAAUAAUAAAAUACUGUUCAGAUGUUUAUUAUUCAACCUGAUGCUGCUGUAUUUACAGUAGUCAAGAUAGACUAGACUGACACAAUUCAUGCUUUCUCCUAUGUGAAGGCCACUCUGAUGUACAUGCAAAAAUCACUCAUGAGCAUCUCAGUGAUCUCAAAGACUUUAUUAAACACACUUCCAGAAAAGUCUGUAAAGAACACAGAAUAGAAACAUUGUCAUACUUUCUUAAUACAAUCACAUAAAAAAAAAAGAUAUAAUAUGGCACUGGCUUCCCUCCUCUUACCCCGAUGGUUACACUUCACAGCUACAGUCUAUACAUUAAUAUCAAGUUUACACAGCUGCCCUAGAGGUGACAUGCUUAAAUUCCAAUGACCAAAACAUGAUUUUGUGUAUUUUAUUGUGAUUUUUACUUUUUCCUCUCAAUCUUCAGUGUGCAAAGUCUGAAGCAAUUGAACUCCUGCACAGUCUCUAAGGGACUUUUUCAGAAAAGAGCAGGAUAUUUUAUGGUUUGCCUGACUUCUCACAUUAUUUUAAAAUGAGCAACAACUACCCCUAUGGUGAUUUCCAUAUAAUGAUCCUUUACUGGCAUUGCAUGCAUGGCCAUCAGCCUCACAACCACAGAUAAAACAGGGAAAUUGCCAGCGACAAAAGGGAAAAUUUCAUUAUUUAUGCAAACAGGGAUUGUUCUCAGGUCAACAAUGUUACUUCCUUUAAUCCUCGCUGUGAGAAGACGAAUUGCCGCCUUCAACAUUGUGUGUUUAAAUCAUUAGUGCACAGCAGGAGAUGCUUUUCUAUAGGCCUAGUGUCUCUGUGGUGAUGUAUUGUGUUGCUACAAGGCUCUUUAGAGAGGAGUGGAUGUUUAUAGACAUGAAAACAUUGAUUAUGUGACCUAAAAGCUACAUAAAUUAUAUUUUUAAAAGUGUGUUAUUCUUAAUAAGCACAAAAAUAGGAAUAAGAAGUCUCAAUUCUUGUGGUACGAGGUGUUUAGACUGCUCAAAUCUUUUUUGUUGCAAUUAAUACUGAAUAACAAUGUUUGUUUGUCUUAAUGUGACUUUCUGGGAAGAAAAAAAAAAGUUUGAUUAAAUUACAAAUGAUACAACCAGUGAAAUACCAUGUUUUAUUUUUUUAAUCAAAUAUUUUCUUAUAAAAGUGUCAGUAACUGACAUCAGUCUCUCCAAUCUGACUUAAAACAUCCUCAUAUCCAUUUCCAAAGGAAAAAGUACCAUCCCUCUAGUCCUGCCAUCAUCAGAAUGCAGUACUUAACUGGUUUUAGUAAACAAAACAAAAAAAAGACAGCAGAGAAUCCACCCCGCUUGAAAAGAAAACACACACACACACACACACACACUCGAAACAAAACUGCUUAGUUACACUGGUUAAAGUUCUGAGAAUGAGAACAAGCAUCGUUUAAUCCCACAACCGUGAGGUUGUGCGGGUUGCCUGGUUCUUAGCUUCUAGGUCUGUACAGAUUGUAGCCCACGACAGGCAGCCACGUAAGACAAAGUUCUGCUCACCAGACAGCACUUAGAUAUUUAAGGAUACAUAACAGGAGGUAUUUAGUUAUAAUAAACCUCAAAAUAAAAACAACAAAAAGCUUGAGGAGUUAAGAUGACCGUGCAUUAAAAGGAAGACAGAUAAGGCGGAUGGUUCAGAGCAACAGGAAGCAUGUCACAAAAGGAAGACCUUUUCACUUUAAAAGUCACUAACACAAAUAAAAAAAGAUAAGAAAACAGUCAUUGAAACAAAAUGGCUACAUAACAGCUGAAGCUUAAAUUUUUUUUAAAAAGUGCUUUGAUAUUGUUAAUGCAUGGAAACCCAAAAAGAGCCAAUGGAUUUUUUUCCUAUCCCCCCACCCCCCCCCCCCCCACAUUCACACAUUGAAAAUGUCACAAAAAGACAAAGUGGUGUCUUACAGUAAACUCUAACAAGGGCUCAGGCAGCUAUUACUUUUGAAUUGCGCUCUCACACUCACACUAACACAAUCGUUCCUGGAUUAGCUUAUACAAAUGGGUGAUGGUUUGGGUGUCUUGAGGCCUCUCAUUUGAGAAAAGCAGCAUGAACAGACGGCACCUCAGCAUCUGUUGCCAGUGCUGCGCAUGACUAGGCACGCGUUUAUGCAAAAUCAGUAAUGCUUCUAUCUCUAGCCACUGCUGAAAAAAAAAUAAAAACAAUAUAAAACGAUAUGGGAAAAGAAAAAAAAACACUAGUAGAUAGGCAUGGUAGUGCAGUCUAUCUGCACCGGUGCUGGAGUUGCUAUUUGUGUUUUUUUUUUUGUUUUGUUUUUUUUUAA
Ctenopharyngodon idella (grass carp) is the source of this 7306-nucleotide messenger RNA. It is a transcript of the gene armc2, whose product is annotated as armadillo repeat containing 2. The record is from RefSeq and is a predicted model, not a curated record. Lineage: Eukaryota; Metazoa; Chordata; Actinopteri; Cypriniformes; Xenocyprididae. The transcript has 17 exons. Gene Ontology annotation, biological process: cilium organization; sperm axoneme assembly. Gene Ontology annotation, molecular function: protein binding. Bases 2358 to 4832 code for a protein of 824 amino acids.